GGUUUCUAAAAUGUUACUAGGCUUGCCUUUUGUCUUGUUCAAAACUUUCCUUAUUUUUUAAUCGUCUCUUUCACUUCGUUUCUUCCAACAAAGUUACGAUGAGCAAUUCACAAUAUAUGAGAGUCCCGAUGAAUACCCAUCCGAAUUAUGGCUCGGUCCAUGGUCAUCACGAUGAAGAGGAUCCCAAUAGUUAUUACUACAGUGCUCUCAGUGAUGGGUCAGCGCCAGGGUCUCCCGAUAGUCGUCCGCGAUCCAUACGAGACGCCGUCGAAUCGUUUGCAGGAUCUUAUUCUCGGGCUUCCGCACUCUACGUGGCCGAAAACUUGACCUUACCUCCCAAUGCUGUUCUCUCAAACCCGCCUACCAUUCAUGAUGCAGACCAAUUUGAUGAUGAAGAACAGUCCAAAACCAAUCUAGUAGACCCUCACGCGUUGGAUCGAUUACCUUCGCAACAAUCCACAGGGUAUCAUUUAUUCCCCUCGUUAUCUCGUCACACUACCGUAGCUUCUGUAUUAUCUCAGCAAUUUCCACCUUCCCAACUGCCACAACGCUCCACUUUUGUACAAUCAGUCUUCAAUUCAGUCAAUGUAUUGGUCGGCAUUGGCAUCCUCGCUCUUCCGCUAGGUUUUCGAUGUGCAGGUUGGUUGGCUGGUUCCGCCAUCUUUUUAUUUUGCUCCUUCGGUACCAACUAUACUGCCAAGUUACUGGCCAGGUGUCUUGAUGCGUAUCCCGGAGCCGUCACUUACGGUGACAUGGGCGCCGCCGCCUUUGGUGAUCGAGGAAGAACUUUUGUCAGUAGCAUUUUCAUCGUUGAACUGAUGACAAUAGGAGUCGCGAUGGUGGUAUUGUUAGGCGAUGGUAUCCAGUCGCUUUUCCGGUCGAUGAGUAUGCUGACGAUUCGAUUGAUAUCGUUUUCGGUACUGACGCCGAUGCUCUUUUUACCGAUCCGUAAACUGGCGUAUACGAGUCUGAUUGGCAUCAUUAGUUGUGCCUGCCUGGUGGUGAUUGUUAUUGUUGACGGACUUUCCAAAAAGACACAACCCGGAAGUUUGUGGGAUCCCAUGGAAACGGAAAUCAUUCCUUCGGAUCCGUACAAUAUUCCACUAACUUUUGGUUUGAUUAUGGCCGGAUUUUCAGGCCAUGCCGUAUUCCCGGCUAUUUAUCGCGACAUGGAUGAACCCAAAAAGUACGAGAAAAUGGUGGAUAUUACUUAUGUCCUGACAAUGGGUGUCUACAUUGUGAUGGCCGUGGCUGGUUACACCAUGUUUGGAUUGGAGACAAUGCAGGAGAUCACUCAAAACCUGGCAAACACUCCUGGUUAUAACAAACUAUUGAAUCAUCUAGCAGUUUGGCUCAUUGUUCUGACCCCGAUCGCUAAAUAUGGUCUUAUGAUGAACCCUAUCAACCUGACGUGGGAACUGUGGAUAACCAGUCGUCCCAGCAUUGACGCAUGGUCGAAAUUCCAUCCUUGGAGAAAGAACUUUUUAUCCACCGUUGGUCGUAUCAUGAUAAGUGCCUUGGUCAUCUAUAUUGCUACCGUGUUCCCUGGUUUCGACCGAGUCAUGUCGUUACUUGGAGCUUUAUUCAGUUUUGGUAUCUCGGCCAUUUUCCCGCUGGCUUGUUACCGCCGCUUAUACGGCCACAAUUUCACACGCGUGGAAUCCGCCAUCAAUUGGUUUUUGCUUUUCGUAGCUUCAGGCAUGGCCAUUCUGGGUACGGUUUGGAGCUUUUUGCCAAAUGACUUGUAAUCUUUCGUAUCAUGUAUAUCGUCCAUCGUCGGUUUCCCAUACAUUUCACCCGUUCUUUCUUUUU
Molecule: messenger RNA, 1812 nt
Organism: Radiomyces spectabilis
Lineage: Eukaryota; Fungi; Mucoromycota; Mucoromycetes; Mucorales; Radiomycetaceae
Product: transmembrane amino acid transporter protein-domain-containing protein
Exons: 6
Coding region: 99-1748 (549 amino acids)
Biological process (GO): amino acid transmembrane transport
Cellular component (GO): vacuolar membrane
Molecular function (GO): amino acid transmembrane transporter activity
Source: RefSeq, a predicted model, not a curated record